This is a messenger RNA of Galeopterus variegatus (Sunda flying lemur), 3112 nucleotides long. It is a transcript of the gene ZNF182, whose product is annotated as zinc finger protein 182. Gene Ontology annotation, biological process: regulation of DNA-templated transcription. Gene Ontology annotation, cellular component: nucleus. The coding region runs from base 339 to 2204 and encodes 621 amino acids. The transcript has 6 exons. The record is from RefSeq and is a predicted model, not a curated record. NCBI's taxonomy places the organism in Eukaryota, Metazoa, Chordata, Mammalia, Dermoptera, Cynocephalidae.
CGGGCGCCAUCUCAAAGGCACCACUGAGCGCACGCAGAACCUGCCUCGCUGCGGUGCCAGAGUGGGUCCCGAAGGCGAAGUGCUCGUCGGCCCCGUGCUUCACGGUGAGCUGCGCCAAAGGUUCCUGCACAUCCCUCAGGCCCCUCUUUGGACGCGCCCUGCCUUCCCACUGCCCCCUCCCCUUGUCCAAGGCUCAAGGUAGGGGCCUGGUGUGAAUACUCCAGCCGAAGUGAAUCUGCACCCGAAGGCCCCUUUCCAGCUCCAGGGCCCAACGUCUCCAGCGAGAAGUUCCAGCUCAGCCUUCACACAUCUCUGCUUUUUCCCAGGAAGAGCAGGAAAUGGCCAAACUCCAGGGACUAGUGACAUUUGAGGACGUGGCUGUGGAUUUCACCCAAGAGGAGUGGCAGUACCUGAACCCUCCACAGAGGACCCUGUACAGAGAUGUGAUGCUGGAGACUUUCAGCAACCUGGUCUUUGUAGGGCAGCAGGUUACUAAACCAGACCUCAUCCUCAAGUUGGAGGUGGAAGAGCCUUGCCAGGCAGAAGGAAAAAUCCCAAUUUGGAGGUUUUCAGAACUCUGCAAAGUUGAAAAACAGAUUGAGAGACAGCAUCAGGAUGACCAAGAUAAAUGUCUGUUGAUGCAAGUUGGAUUCUCUGACAAGAAAACAAUUACCACCAGGAGUAGCUGUGAGUGUAAUGAAUUUGGGAACACACUGUAUCUGAGUACAAAGAUUGCUGCUUCAAUACAAAGACCCCAUAAACAUGAAUCAUUUGGAAAUAAUAUUGUAGAUAAUUUAAACUUAUUUAGUAGAAGCUUUGCAGAAAAGAAGCAUGAUAAUGGACAUACAAAAUUAUUCUUCCACCCCGAGUAUGAGAAAACAAAUCCCGGAGUGAUACCGUGUGGAUAUAAAGAGUGUGGGAAAGCCCUCAGGCAAAAGAAAGGUCUUAGUAUACAUCAGAGAAUUAAAAAUGGAGAGAAACCCUUUGAAUGCACUGCAUGUAGGAAAACAUUCAGCAAGAAAUCACACCUCAUUGUUCAUUGGAGAACUCAUACUGGAGAGAAACCCUUUGGAUGUACUGAAUGUGGAAAAGCCUUUAGCCAAAAAUCUCAGCUCAUUAUACACCUGAGAACCCAUACAGGAGAGAGACCCUUUAAGUGUCCUGAAUGUGGGAAAGCCUUCAGAGAAAAGUCAACUGUCAUCAUACAUUACAGGACUCAUACAGGAGAGAAACCUUAUGAAUGUAAUGAAUGUGGAAAAGCCUUCACUCAGAAAUCAAACCUCAUUGUCCAUCAGAAAACCCACACAGGAGAGAAAACCUAUGAAUGCACUAAAUGUGGCGAGUCUUUUAUACAAAAGCUUGAUCUAAUUAUACAUCAUAGUACUCAUACAGGAAAGAAACCCCAUGAAUGUAGUGAGUGUAGGAAAACUUUCAGUGAUAAGUCAACUCUCAUUAUACAUCAGAGAACUCACACAGGAGAGAAACCUCAUAAAUGUACUGAAUGUGGAAAGUCUUUCAAUGAGAAGUCAACCCUUAUUGUGCAUCAGAGAACUCAUACAGGAGAGAAACCCUAUGAAUGUGAUGUGUGUGGAAAAACCUUCACCCAGAAGUCAAACCUUGGUGUACAUCAGAGAACUCAUUCAGGAGAGAAACCCUUUGAAUGUAAUGAAUGUGAGAAAGCCUUUUCUCAGAAAUCCUAUCUCAUGCUACAUCAGAGAGGUCACACAGGAGAGAAACCCUACGAGUGCAAUGAAUGUGAAAAAGCGUUUUCCCAGAAGUCAUAUCUCAUUAUACAUCAAAGAACUCAUACAGAAGAAAAACCCUAUAAAUGUAAUGAAUGUGGCAAAGCCUUCAGAGAAAAGUCAAAGCUCAUCAUACAUCAGAGAAUUCAUACAGGAGAGAAACCCUAUCAAUGUUCUGUAUGUUGGAAAGCUUUUAACCAGAAGUCACAGCUCAUAAUACAUCAGAGAACACACACAGGAGAAAAACCUUAUGCAUGCACGCAGUGUGGCAAGGCUUUCAGAGAAAAAUCAACAUUCACUGUACAUCAGAGAACUCAUACUGGAGAGAAACCUUAUAAGUGUACAGAAUGUGGGAAAGCCUUUACCCAAAAAUCAAACCUCAUUGUACAUCAGAGAACCCAUACAGGAAAGAAAGCUCAUGGGAGAGGCCACAGUCGGAAGUCAAAGCUCAUUGCAUGUUAGACAGUAAAUCAGCAUCUGUUAUGUACACUGAAAGAAACUUGUGUUGAUUUAAUUAAUGUUUUCAAAGUAUGCUCAGACUUCUGGUUUAAAUAUGGGGAGUAUAAUCUCUGUGUCUGACAAAAUUAGGAGAUAGCUGAAACCCUCAGGAGAGGACUGCCCAAAGCAGAGGAAAUCAAGCACCAGUGCAGAAGAUUUCAGAGAGAGUACUCAAGGCUGCGGAUGUGAGACAGCACUGUUAAGGAUACUGAGCUGAGGUUCAGGUUCCACUCCAAUGUGUAGAACCAUAAACAUAUAUCAAUGGUAACAGAGUACAUGGACAGGUAAGUAGCAUGUUUCCUAGACCAUUUGGGGUCUGAGGAGAAACAGGCAGGGGCCUUGACAAAGAAUCACCCAUCCAGGGCAUAUUUGCAGAAAGUAGUCUGUACUUAUGGAAGGAACAGUUGUGAUGCUGGGGAAAGACAAGGGACUUUUCCUUGUGAAGAGCCUUACAGCUGCCCCUAUUUACUGACUUGGAGAAGGAAAAUCUGAAGAACUAACAGAUGUGGGAAAAAUAAUCCCAGUAGUUAGAAAAACUGUUAUCUGCCUAGAAUGUGGCCCCAGUUUCUUACCCCACAUGAACCUCCAGCAAAUAGCAAGUCCAGGACAAGCUGUUCUCAUUCAGAGAGGAAUGAUUCGAAAGUAACCAAAACCACAAAUGCACGUGGUUUUGAGCCAGCAGUUUAACUUCUAGUAAUGUAUAUACUCAUGUAUGUACAAAAUGAUGAACACGCACAGGCAUUCACUGAUGGUCUCCAAAAACAAAACUAGAAGCUGUCCAAAUGACACCACCAGCAUUUUGAUUGCCACUAUUCAUACAGAAAUUUCCUUGGUAGACAACAAUGAAUAAAAGAGAACUUGUAUAACACUUA